GACUAAGCAUUCACAAUGAGCGGAGCCAGUAAGAUUUCCAAGUCAUCACUGGUGAACUCUCUGGCCAAAAGGUAUGAUCCAAAAGACUUAAAGAAUCAAGGGCCCAUACAAAAAACAUCAAAAACUUUGUUAUUCACAAAGACAAACACAAACAUCAUGGAGACAAAGCUGGACUGUCUAAACCUUAAAGUUGAUAAUAUAUUGGUAGAACAAAACAAUGUUUUUGAAAAGCUGGAACUUAUCUCCCAGGAUAUUGUGGACAUUGAAAAUGACCUCCACGGGAUAAGAACAGAGAGCGCCAAUGCUGAAAAAGCACAGGAAAUAUCUGAAGACAAGGAUAUAUUUGUAGAAAUGAAAGGGCAUUUUGUGGAAAUGAUCAGCUAUCUCUCAUCAAUAAACAAAUAUUCAGAGGAGCAGGCAAAGCGGCUGGAUGGAGUCGAAAAAAUAUUACUGGGCACUCAGAGUGUAAUUCAUUUUCUAAUAGAACAAAUCAAAUUUUCCACUUUUUUUGAGGCUGUCCAGCGAAAAGAUAAGCCCACAAAGUCACCAACGGUUAAUAUAAAAAUGACCGUAAAUCAUAGCAAAGAAAAUGUUAAAGAAAAAGGGAAAAAUUGCGUGACAGGUAUUGGGACCAAUAGGAAAAAAGAAGCACAUCUAAACAAAAUAAAUCACAAGAUCUUCAGUGAACAAAUCACAAGUGAAAAGAAGAAAAAUGUGUCCUUGAGUUUGAAAGGAACAAAGUCUAUCAAGAAGAAGAAGCCGCCAGAUGCAGAGCGUUCUGUCCAAAAGACCCAGUCCCGCAAAUAUAAAGAAAAGGUGCAAAAACUCAAUAAAGAAAAUACAGAAAAGGCAUCUGUUAUAUUGGUUGACAACAAAUCUGCAGAAGUAAAGUAUGAAGAGAACUUUAUAUCAAUAGAUAUACCAAACACACACAUCAAACUUGAUGUGCCUGAGGACAGUCCCAUUAUUUUUUCUGUUGUGGAAGAAGAUGAGCGACCUACUGUGAAUGAAGACUGUGGCCUACUACCAGAGGUGAGUGACAAAGCUGAGGACACAGGGGAAAGCUUGGCCAACAUUCAGGACGAUAAAGGAGAAGAACAACUUAUUUUAGUCUCUGAAGAUAUAUCAGACAUACAAAGAGAUGAAGAUAGUGAGGGUAACUAUAAAGCUCAUGAUGAACAAGAGGAGGAUGACAGCAGCAUCCAUUAUCUUAUAAUUAGUGAAGAAAUUAAUGCUGUGCAAGAUUCCACAGAGUCAACAGAAUCAGAAUCUCCAGUCAGUGGCAUUGACACAUCUGCUCAUGAUGACACAGAAUAUGAUACAGCCUGUACACCUUCAAAAGAAAGGGAGGAGAAUGAAGAGGAUGUACAAACGGUGUCCACAGAAGAAGAAGAUGAUGAUGUUGAUGACGAAAAAGAGACUUUAGAUGAGUGCUCACUAAAUGGUGAUAUCUGCCAUAGUGAGCAGGGCUGGAACAGCAAGAGACAGUUAACUGACCAUGCUCAUAUGAAAGUAGACAGCAAGAAGAGCAGACUAGAUGAAAAAGACACAGAGGAGAGCACCACCUACCAGGACUCUGAAGCAAUAACAACAACAGAGGAUAUAAAUAACAAGGAGACACAGGCAAGCAAUUGUGUAGAAGAAAGUAAAGAACAUUUAUCCUUAAAGGAAGAAACAGAAUUGUUGAUCCUUGAAGUCACACCUCCUCCUCCAGCCCCUUUUGAUCACAGAAUUGUCUCUGCCAAAAAUGCCCAGAUUAAUCAUUUUUAUACCGUGGAAAAGACACAGGUGCUUGGUGGUGGAAGGUUUGGUCAAGUGCACAGGUGUGUAGAGAAUGCAUCAGGACUUACCCUGGCAGCCAAAAUUAUCAAGGUCAGAGGACUCAAAGAAAAGGAGGAAGCAAAAAAUGAGAUACAUGUUAUGAACCAGCUCAACCAUUCUAAUCUUAUCCAGCUAUAUGACGCCUUUGAGUCCCGAAAUGACAUAAUACUUGUUAUGGAAUACGUAGAUGGUGGAGAACUGUUUGACAGAAUUAUUGAUGAGAAAUGCAAUCUCUCUGAAGUCGAUACAAUAUUAUUUAUUAAGCAAAUCUGUGAAGGAAUUCAGUUCAUGCAUCAAAUGUACAUUAUACAUCUAGAUCUUAAGCCAGAGAACAUCAUGUGUGUAAGCAGAGCUGAUUAUCAGAUCAAAAUUAUAGAUUUUGGCUUGGCUAGAAGGUAUAAACCAAGGGAAAAAUUGAAAGUGCACUUUGGUACGCCAGAGUUCCUUGCCCCUGAAGUUGUGAACUAUGAUUUUGUAUCCUUUCCCACAGACAUGUGGAGUGUGGGAGUCAUCACUUACAUGCUGUUGAGUGGGCUCUCACCAUUUUUAGGUGAAGAUGACAAUGAAACGCUAAACAACAUCGUCGUGUCUCAGUUUGAUUUUGAUGGGGACGAAUUUUUAAAUAUUUCAGAAUCAGCAAAGGACUUCAUCACUAAGUUGCUUAUAAAGGAAAAAUGCUGGAGAAUGAGUGCAUCCGAAGCUUUAAAACAUCCAUGGUUGUCAGACUCCAAACUGCAUUAUAGAAUUGGCCAGCAGGUGUCUAAAAUGAGAAAGAUGCAAAGCUGUUCUUUGCCUGAGGCACCUGUGGAUCAGUGACAUGUUCCAGGCUAGUGAUAAGCAGAAACACUGCUGUGUGGCUUCUGCUGUGAGACAUUUGAGCAGUUCUGGUGCUGUGACCUUCUAUGAGAUGACUUGGGCAAUUACCAGCUGGACUAGCGCCAUUUCAACUACAGGGCUUGGCUAACUUCACUCUUUCUACUUUCACAUGUUAAACUGUCUCUGUCACAAAUCCCUAAGUAUUUCUAACUACUUCCAAGAGUUUGACAUGAUUAAGUAUCCUUACCUGUAGUUGUAAAGUGGGAAUAUGCUCGUAUUGCCAGUUAAAAUGCAUUGCCUUCUGAUCAUUAUAUAAUUCUGAAUUCUCCUAACAUUCACACUUGUACCACAUGCCCGAAUUGUGGCUUUCUCCUGUAGUACACUCUACUUACAUAGAUUUGAACAACGUUCAUGUGUUUGACAUUGGAUAUCUUGCCCUUUUAGCCUGGAACACUGUCAGUGUUUCCAUGUAUGGGUGGUCUAUUGUCAAUAAAAUGAGUAGUUUGCCACUAACUAGUAAAAGGAUGAAUCACAGCCAUAUGCAACAAGUCAUGUGUAGUACAGAUUCCUAGUAGUCAUUGUGCUGGAGCUACCUAGUUUCUCAGCGCUUGGUGACACGCUUGACUGGACCAACUUGAUAUUUAAAAUGUACAGUAAAGGCUUUGAUUUUGUUAGACUUCACAUAUUCAGGACAAGCAACUUGCCCAAUUAGAUUGUGGCAUUUAGAGAAACUUAUUUACAUUACAUUAAACUGCUGUUUUAUUAUUUUGCUUUGCUUUAGACAAUAGUACAUUUCUAGUUGGUCCAUCAAACCAUGUCCAAAAUGAGUUCAGUAUGUAUGCAGCAGGGGGAUCUGUGUAGGUUCAUGUUUACAGUAGGUGUGCAGGUGCGGUGUCUGUGAUCAGCAGCUGCCCGAGUAUCAGGUGUGCCUGGUGUUUGAUAGUCUACUUUUAGACACAUGCAUUUGAUAAUAGAGGGUUAUGAAUUACUAAAGGGUUAUUUAUUAAGAAUAUGAUGUGGCUGCCAGGACUUAUCUGUGAAAUCAUAAACACUGAAAAUAUGGCAAUUGUUUGACAAGUUAGCCUUUAAUAAAGGCUUUUUAAGAUUACAUUCUUGUAGUUGUGGAGCUUGAUACUUAAAA
This is a messenger RNA of Pseudophryne corroboree (corroboree frog), 3778 nucleotides long. It is a transcript of the gene MYLK4, whose product is annotated as myosin light chain kinase family member 4. NCBI's taxonomy places the organism in Eukaryota, Metazoa, Chordata, Amphibia, Anura, Myobatrachidae. Bases 16 to 2637 code for a protein of 873 amino acids. The record is from RefSeq and is a predicted model, not a curated record. The transcript has 14 exons. Gene Ontology annotation, biological process: protein phosphorylation. Gene Ontology annotation, molecular function: ATP binding; myosin light chain kinase activity.